UCGUCAGUCGAGCGCCGGUCGUCGAUCCGAGCGAACUACGCAUGCGCUGUGCGCCAUUACGAACUGUCAAAAUCGAAGAAACGUAAAUAAACAAGUGAAUAGUUUGUGCUCAAUUUAAAGUGUGUGGUACAUUGUUAACAUACUAUUUGAAACCUAUACGUGCCAAUUAGUGCAACGAAUUUGCAAGUACUUCAAAGUGAUGUGCAGAUAAGACUGAAGAUAAAAUGAAUGCACUAGCACUUUUUAUUUUAAGCGUUUCACUUUUAUGUGAUGCUAAACUACCAAGACACAGGCAGAUACAGCCGAAUGAUUUAUCGGCAAACCAGAACCAGACAUUACGGAUACAGACAGAGAAAAAGAACGAGAGAACGACUCGGAUAGUUAACGAAUAUAGAACGCGGCAUCGGAGGGAAUCAUUCGAUUCGAGAUCGUAUGAAUCGAGUUUAAUAUGGGCACACUCAGAACGAUUGGAUGAGAACGGCGAUGUAUUAUUGCGAUGGGUGAACAGUGAUUCGAGUAUAACGUUUAGACUAGAGGCGAGAACUCGUGGUUAUGUUGGUUUGGGGUUUAAUUCUGGGAGAAAUAUGCGAGGCGCCGACUUGGUUGUUGCUUGGGUGGAUGACAGGCAUGGAAAUGCUCAAUUACUGGACUGCCACGGAUUGACCUUCGAAGAUAGAGCGGUAGCCGACGAAGUGCAGAACUACGAGCUGAUCUCGGGCUAUCAAAAUGACACUCAUACCACACUCGAGUUCAGAAGACAACUGGAUACAUGCGACAAACAGGACUUCAUUAUUGGCGAGGACACUACUCAAAUCCUAUGGGCUCUCGGUUCAGAAGGCUCUGACGGCGAGCUUCCAAGGCACAUGCACAAUGGUAUACGACCGUUAAGGCUUUUGCAACCCUUGUCAAAACCGGACACGGUUCCGUUAAAACAUUGGGAUGUUAAGAUCGCUAAUCUCACCAUACCGCACGUCAUGGCAACCCUGUUCUGGUGCAAAGUUUUCAAAGCACCCGAUCUACUAAAGAAGCAUCAUAUUGUCGGAUACCAGCCAUUAAUAGAUAGUAGACCGAUUCGUAACAAAAUUCCGGUCGUUGAAAAGGAUAGCUUAUCACCAGUACAUCAUAUGGUUUUGUACGAGUGCGCUGGGGAUCACGAUAAGAGAAUGUGGACUGAAUGGGCGGAGGGUGAAGGUUUCUUUGGGCCCAGUCGACCGGGUGAAUUGGCUACCUGUGUUACACCCAUUGCUGCUUGGGCUAUGGGAUCAAAAGGUGAAUUUUUGCCUGAAAACGUCGGAAUCCCACUAGGCGAGAGGGGAGGUGUCUCCUACUAUAUGUUGGAGGUUCAUUAUGAUAACCAGGCGUUACAUGAAGUACUAGAUAACUCCGGUAUUCGAAUCCACUACACACCGCAACUCCGCGCCCACGACGCCGCCCUGCUUGGCGCCGGAAUCGGUGUUUCCGCCCUACACGUCAUUCCGCCCAAACAACGUGCCUAUAGAACUGUGGGAAUAUGCAGUCCUGAAUGUACUAAUAAUACUAUGCCCGAAGAAGGAAUAAACAUUGUCUCCGUUUUGCUGCACGCUCAUGGAACAGCUCGCAAAAUAACAUUAAAACAUAUUAGGGGAAACGAAGAACUGCCAAAAAUAUCAGAAGAAAACGUUUACGAUGCCCGAUACCAACAAUCCCGUAUCGUUCCCGGGGGAAGGAAGUUUUACCGAAGAGAUACUUUGAUCACUGAAUGUACUUACGAUAGUACAAUGCGAAAUAAACCUAUUUUGGGUGGAUAUUCAGCGACUCAGGAAAUGUGUCUAUCAUUCAUAUUAUACUACCCACGAACUCAGCUCGCUGGUUGCUACUCUAUGACGCCUGUGGUGGAAUUCUUCGAAACCUUCGGCGUGAAGGAGUUUUAUGGACUCAGCAUGAUGCAAGUGGAGAAAAUAUUUUUAUCGUCUGGUAACGUAGAGAGUUUGCCACAAGAAAUCGAAAGUGGACUUACUGCUGUCCAGGGAGACGACCAAGGCGUAGGUUUAAUGAAAGGACUUGUCAUCAAGGAGCCUCCAGAGUUCCGCAAUAAAACCUUCAUGGCCCAUCUCAAUGAGAUGCCAUGGUCCGAGCCACUACUGACUGAGCAGAUUGAGAAAACUCUUUACCAUGGAUGGCACAUGACCUUCUGCAAGAAGAGAGACGACUCUUGGGGAGCGCCUAUACAAAUUCAGAACUAUCCAAACUACACGAAGCUUUCGAACAACGACGCAUCAGAAAAAUCUUGUCACUACAAAAGUAUGCGUCUGCCGUCCGUCACAACGACCACAGGUUCAGCAUCCACGAACAGUUGGUCGGCGAUUUUAGUCUUAAGCAUUCUGAUCGUUGCUCGAUAAUUUUUGAUUGUUGUUUUUUUGGGCUUUUUAAACCGGUUGCAUCUGUAACUUUGGAGAUAACCAAAGCGGUCAACUGCGAUUAUUGGGGAUGUUCAAUGUUUGUAUUUAUAACUCAAUUAUCAAAAAAAUUCGAACAACCUUAUACCUUAUAACUUUUGAACAAACUGCUACAACCUUUUUUUAUGAACGUAUACCCAUAACAGUAAGUAUUGACACGCAUAUGACCGUUUCGGGUAUUUAUCAAAUUCUCGAAAGCCCAUUUGUUUUUACUGUUUGAGUUUUUUAGAGCUUAUGUGUCCAAGUGAACAAGUGUAUAGUAUUAUUAGUUUUGAAAUAGGCUAUGGUUUUAAUUAAUUCGCGGUAACUUCAAGCUUACCAGCGAUUUCAUUCCGAUUUCACUAUUGAGAUCAAUGCUGGUACUGAAUAUAUUUCCAAUGCAAUUUCGAUUAGAUUCCUUGAAGAAUAUUGUUUGGAUAUUGAUAUCCAAAGCGCUGAUGUUGCAACCUUGGAAUCGUGCGGUACAAAAGCUCAACGCUAUGUACAUUUACGACGUUAGAUGUUAUUAUGAUUUUGUUGUGUUUACCAGCUAAUUAUAUCAAUUGAAAUCGGGUUGUUUGAGUAGCGGGGCUGCCUCGGAUCUAUGACAAUAAAGGCAUAAUAUUUAUUUUUACUAUUAAAAAGUCUUUUCUUAUUUUUCGAUACGAUGUUAAAACGUGACAAUGCAGUAAUAUAGUAAUAAAUUGAUGUCGUAGCAUAUGAAUGUAUGUGAUUUUUGUACUUAUGUGACAUACUCACGAAAACGUCGUCUGGUCGCAAAUACAAUUAGAUUAUAUUCAAAACAACUUUCUGCUCAAGAAUCCCUAUAUUAAAAGUUACAGAUUUUUUGAGUAUUUACAAAGACUUUUUAAGCAAGAAUUCUUGCCAGUUAGAACAAUUGAACUAUUUUUCUGAUUAAUAUUUAAAAUUCACGUAAAAUAUGGUAACUAACGACUUGCGGUCAGUCAACGUUUAUAUAUGUAUGAGUGUUGUUUUAUAGGUGAUAAUCGAUACCAAAUAAUGGUAUAUAUUUGUAUUGACUGAAAUUUCUUCCUGAUAAGCAACAACUUCAUACGAUCCAAUAAGAUACUAUUAACGAAUUACUAUAUUGGCUUUUAAAACCACAAAUACUAAACGUCAGUUUUAUUGUUAUUUGUGUGAAUAGAAUAACAUAGUAAUUAAUAAUUGUACUAUAUAUAUGGAUUUAUGUUCCCUCUAAGAAGUCUCUUUAUAAGAAGACUGAAAAAAAACUUGUAAUGGCUUUUUUAUAACACGAUCUAUGUUUAAUUAGUACAUACUUAAAUUGCCAUUUUAUUUCCAAUGAUUCUAAUGUUGAUAAAAUAUAUACAAGCAAAUAGUAUCGAUUCAUUUGAAAUUUAGAUUAUCUGAAAUCGUUUGAAAUAAAAUAAGUGAAUAUUUCUAUAGAAAUAAUUUUUCAUAAUUACCUAUGGGUUAUUCAAUUCAAUCGUUUCCGUUUAUAAUGAUGAUUUUAUUAAUUUGUUCGGAAUGUUGAGUUGUUAAGAUUAAUUGUAUUCCUAUAACAACUACAUAGUUAUUUGUAACUAUUAUAACGUUCUACUGGUUUGCUAUACAAUGGGCCAUACAAAGGAACAUAGCUGUCAUUCGUUUAUUAGAAACGUAGCCAGGAGCAAAAACCGUAAUAUAUAUUGGUGCAUAGCUCAAUAAGCCAAACAUAUACCAAUGGACCUGAGUUCAUAUUCGACAAAACUAUUAACACAAGCGGUAACUUCUGCAAAUUAAAUUAAAAGUUGGUAUAGACCAACUGUGCACUAUUUCAUAGUGCAUAGGCACUAUGAAAUUACGUAACGUCUUAUAUACAGGAAAAUGUAUUCGGCAAUAAAGUAUUUUUUAAAGAAUUAUAUCCACAAAUUUACCUAAAAAGGCUUCGCUUCGAUAGUAUCAUCCUGUAAUGAAUAAAUGCAGUAUGGCCCCAAUCGGUGAUACGCCCCCAGCCCCAAUUGGGGGUAUGUAAUGAAUAUAUAGUAAUAAGAUUUUACAUACAUAAGGGCUGUGCUGUUUAGACUCUGGUUACAAAACUUCCCCUCAUCUAUUUUAUAAAUUUUACACGUUUGGGUAUUUGAAUACGUCCCAAAUAAUAAUUUGAGUCAUUUAGAACUAUUGAAUUUUGCUAUAAUGUAAGACUAGUUAUAAGUAUACGCUUAGUAAUUAAGAUUUAUUUAUUAAAAGUCAAUAUAAUGUGUUUUAUUACUUUAA
Molecule: messenger RNA, 4649 nt
Organism: Pieris brassicae (large cabbage white)
Lineage: Eukaryota; Metazoa; Arthropoda; Insecta; Lepidoptera; Pieridae
Product: MOXD1 homolog 1-like
Exons: 13
Coding region: 225-2378 (717 amino acids)
Biological process (GO): norepinephrine biosynthetic process; dopamine catabolic process; octopamine biosynthetic process
Cellular component (GO): secretory granule membrane
Molecular function (GO): copper ion binding; dopamine beta-monooxygenase activity
Source: RefSeq, a predicted model, not a curated record